This is a messenger RNA of Penicillium psychrosexuale, 1899 nucleotides long. RefSeq lists its product as uncharacterized. The record is from RefSeq and is a predicted model, not a curated record. Lineage: Eukaryota; Fungi; Ascomycota; Eurotiomycetes; Eurotiales; Aspergillaceae. The coding region runs from base 1 to 1899 and encodes 632 amino acids. The transcript has 2 exons. Gene Ontology annotation, cellular component: nucleus.
AUGGCAAGGGUCAAUACAGCCAAUCCUCUAGUCACAAACACGCCAUACAAUGAGACUGUCCCACGCACAGGGAAAUCUCACAACAGUUCACCACCUGGAGAGCCAUGUUUCAAUUUUGGGAACAAAGUCAAACACAAUAUGCCCACCAAGCCGCAAAAAUCGCAACGGCAAGCAAAGAGUUCAAGUGGAUCAUUCGAUAUAUUCCCCGACAGCGACUCAGCAUCGGAAAGUGAAUCUGGACAGCACAAGUCUACCGAAAAGCAGCAAAAACACAGAACACUAGGGCUCGCACGUGUGAACUCGUUACUCCUACCAGCAAAGCGGAGACCACGCCCCGCCAUCCGAAGAGAGACUGAAGAUUACGAUAAAGAGAACGAUGUGGCAGGAUACACCACAGAUGGACAUCGCACUCCAGAUUUAACGCCAACAAGGCCGAUUGCCUCACAGGCUCCCACAAGAAGCAGAGUGGAUUAUUUCACCGCGACACAGCCAGUGAUUGACCGCCAAGAGGAACAAGAGGAGCCAGAAUUCAGCUUUGAAGAAGAAGAUAGCUCUGACUCACUAGACGGGUUCAUUGUCAGUGACAAUGAAGAGCUUAGCUCCUUUGAGACAUCGGAUUCCGAGACAGCCGACAUAGAAGCCGAACCUAGCCCGGUUCCAUCGCCUGUGAGGUCGCCAAGAAAAAGACUCUUGCGUGGAAGACGACCUAUAUCAGAAGCAGAAUCCAACACCACUGCAGAUGAGGAGCCAUCAAUGGAAACGACCAAGUUGGUGAAAGAGACGGACCGAUCAACUGAGAAAUCAAAGACAGUCAUCUCAACGCCUGAAUACUGCACACCGAAUCCUGCAACUAGUUCCAAAUCUUCAUCCCCUAUCCGUAGGGCAGGAAUACCUAAGCAGGUUGGUUCAUGCUCUCCGCCUCAUUUCGGCCUGCACAACUCCAGCGACCUCAUCAAACACCUCGAGGAUCUUGACCUGGACAGUGACAAUGAGUCUACAACACAGACACAGCCAGAACAGUGCAACUCAGAGUCAGAGGAUGAACUACCAUCGAAGCCCUACAUAAGCCAUACAAAGCUACUACCUGUGACACCGUCACGAGCGAAGCCUCACCUUUCUCUCACUCGCUCUAUCAUAUCAAUUGACAGGUCGCCUGGCAUGGGUACUCCCACCACCAUCAAGGCCCAGAAAAAGGCCGAGGCAGCGCGGAAACGCGAGAUCCGAGCCCAAGUAGCCGAAUUCAACCAAAAGAAGAUCGGCUUUGCCGAAGAGUUCCUCCGGCACCUUGACAGUGCCUUCAAUGACCAGAUUACUCGCAUGACCGAGCAAACCGGCGGCAUCAAAAUCAUCUGGACAAAGAAUUUCCGAAACACCGCCGGCCGGGCAACCGUCCGUUCAGAAAGAUUCCUGAAAGGAGCAUCCGGCGUGGAAGACCCCGAGAAACGGCGUUACUAUGCCACCAUUGAGCUCUCCGAGAAAGUCCUGGACAGCGAGGACAAGAUCCUCUGCACCAUGACACACGAAUACUGCCACCUCCUCGAUAUCAUGGUCACUGAAAACCGGGCCAAGGGCACGGCGCAGCACGGCGCCAGCUUCAAACAGUGGGGCGCCCGAUGCGCCCGCGCACUGGAAGGCCACCCUAUCUACGGGGGCCGGGUUGAGGUCACGACCAAACACACCUACGAGAUCAACCACAAAUACAUAUGGGCUUGUAAGGUCCAGGGCUGUGGGUUCACGGUCGGGCGACACUCGAAGAGUGUUGACCCCAAGCGUCACUUCUGCGGCCGUUGCCGGGGCGGUCUUGAGCAGAUCAAGCCGGUACCGAGGGCUGUGGCGCCGAAGAGGCCUGUUGUCAAGGCGCCGGUCGAGGAGAAGGAUAUUGUGGUUAUUGAUCCUUGA